Didymosphaeria variabile is the source of this 2244-nucleotide messenger RNA. RefSeq names its product Elongation factor G, mitochondrial (gene MEF1). Lineage: Eukaryota; Fungi; Ascomycota; Dothideomycetes; Pleosporales; Didymosphaeriaceae. Gene Ontology annotation, biological process: mitochondrial translational elongation. Gene Ontology annotation, molecular function: translation elongation factor activity; GTPase activity; GTP binding. The transcript is spliced from 4 exons. Gene Ontology annotation, cellular component: mitochondrion. The record is from RefSeq and is a predicted model, not a curated record. Bases 1 to 2244 code for a protein of 747 amino acids.
AUGAAUAGUCAGAGAACUUUAGGACAGAGGAGAUGGCAGUCAGCGGCGGCAGUAUUGGAGAAGGCGGCAGCAGACCCUAGCACAUUAUCGCAAGAGACCAUUGUCGAGAACCUAGAUCCUGUCGAAGCUGCAAGGCUGUCGAAAGUUCGAAACAUAGGAAUCGCUGCCCAUAUCGACUCCGGAAAAACCACCGCAACCGAACGCGUCCUCUUCUACACUGGCCGUGUAAACAGCAUACAUGAAGUGCGUGGCAAAGAUGCCGUUGGCGCAAAGAUGGACUCCAUGGAUCUUGAGCGUGAAAAGGGUAUUACCAUCCAGUCUGCUGCCACCUUCUGUGAUUGGAUCAAGAAGGAAGACGGAAAGGAGGAGAAGUACCACAUCAACUUGAUCGAUACACCUGGGCAUAUCGAUUUCACCAUUGAGGUCGAACGUGCGCUACGAGUGCUAGAUGGUGCGGUCAUGAUUCUCUGCGCCGUGAGCGGUGUCCAGAGUCAAACGAUCACCGUUGACAGGCAGAUGAGGAGAUACAACAUUCCUAGGAUAUCUUUCGUGAAUAAGAUGGACCGUAUGGGGGCGAAUCCCUGGAAGGCCGUCGAUCAGAUUAACCAAAAGCUACGGAUACCUGCUGCGGCGAUUCAGGCACCUAUAGGACGUGAGGAUGAUUUCCUGGGUGUGGUUGAUCUCAUCAGGAUGAAGGCUAUUUACCACGAGGGAUCCAACGGAGAAAUCAUUAGGGAGACGGAUGAAAUCCCCGCGGACAUGGUAGAGCUCUGCAAAGAAAAGAGACAGAGGUUGAUCGAGACACUAGCGGAUGUCGACGAUGAGAUCGCUGAGAUCUUCCUUGAGGAACAAGAGCCGACUCAAGCGCAGAUCAAGGCCGCCAUUCGGAGAGCGACCGUCUCCCUCAAAUUCACGCCCGUUGUCAUGGGCUCCGCCUUGGCCAACAAGUCCGUCCAACCGAUGCUUGACGCUGUCUGCGACUACCUACCGAACCCUGCUGAAGUUGAGAACAUGGCUUUGGACAAGAAGCGUGCGGAAGCUCCCGUCAAGCUGGUGUCUUACAACUCUCUCCCCUUCGUCGGACUGGCUUUCAAGCUGGAAGAGAGCAACUUUGGACAGCUCACAUAUAUUCGAGUUUACCAGGGUACACUACGAAAAGGCAUGAACGUGUUCAAUGCGCGGUCAGACAAGAAGAUCAAGAUCCCCAAGAUCGUGCGUAUGCAUUCGAACGAAAUGGAAGAAAUUCAGGAGAUUGGUGCUGGUGAAAUCUGCGCCGUGUUCGGUGUUGACUGUGCCUCCGGAGACACCUUCACCGACGGUGCUCUCGGUUACACCAUGUCUUCCAUGUUCGUUCCUGAACCUGUCAUCUCGCUGUCGAUUAAGCCCAAGCACACCAAGGAUACCCCCAACUUCAGUAAAGCUAUGAACCGUUUCACUCGUGAAGACCCGACUUUUCGAGUACAUGUUGACCCCGAAUCGCAAGAGACUGUCAUUUCCGGCAUGGGUGAGCUCCACUUGGACAUUUACGUGGAGCGUAUGCGCCGAGAAUACCGGGUCGAGUGCGAGACUGGUCAGCCGCAGGUCGCUUACCGCGAGACCAUGACGAAGCGCGUCAAUUUCGACCACACCCUCAAGAAGCAGACUGGUGGAUCUGGAGAUUUUGCUCGUGUCGUGGGCUGGAUGGAACCCGCAGAGUCCCUCGGUGAGAAUAAAUUCGAACAGCAGAUCAGCGGUGGCACCAUUUCCGAGAAAUUCCUGUACGCUUGCGAGAAGGGCUUCAACGCGUCGACGCAGAAGGGACCCCUGCUCGGUCACAGAGUGCUAGGCACGCAGAUGAUCAUCAACGACGGAGCCACGCACGCGGUCGACUCCUCGGAACUGUCCUUCAAGAACGCUACACAACAAGCCUUCCGCAAGGCCUUCAUCCAGGGCGCACCCCAGGUUCUAGAACCCCUCAUGAAGACGACCAUCACUGCACCAAACGAGUUUCAAGGCAGCGUCGUUGGCCUGCUCAACAAGCGCAACGCCAUCAUCAACGACACGGAGAUUGGCCCCGAGGACUUCACCGUCUACGCGGACUGCAGUUUGAACAGCAUGUUUGGCUUUUCGUCGCAGCUACGCGCGAGCACGCAGGGUAAGGGUGAGUUCUCGAUGGAGUUCAGCCACUACAGCCCGGCGCCGCCGCAGCUGCAGAAGGAAUUGGUGGCGAAGUACGAGAAGGAACAAAAAGACAGGAACGCGUAA